Messenger RNA from Trichomonas vaginalis G3, 2124 nucleotides. Its product is annotated as positive regulation of glutamate neurotransmitter secretion in response to membrane depolarization. Bases 1 to 2124 code for a protein of 707 amino acids. The transcript has a single exon. NCBI's taxonomy places the organism in Eukaryota, Parabasalia, Trichomonadida, Trichomonadidae. Gene Ontology annotation, biological process: positive regulation of GTPase activity. The record is from RefSeq and is a predicted model, not a curated record. Gene Ontology annotation, molecular function: GTPase activator activity.
AUGUCCAAUUUUGAACAUGUUGAACUUGAAGCGCUCUGGAGUGACUUUACUAAAGCCACACCAAUGGAGGAAUCAAUUUCAACAGUAGAAAUAGCAAUUCGUGAAAUGCUUAACAAAAAUGAUAUUAUUCACGAGUCAAGAUUCGCUUAUCAUGGCAAAUACUACACCAUCAAAUAUUUUCCAGCAGAUUUCUCCGUCGAAACAGAUGCUUUUAAGCUUACUUAUACACCAGUUCCUGUAAUUAAUUUAAUUCGAAAAUAUUUCGGAGUAGAAGGUGGAUUAUUUGUUAUUUUCUCUGCUAAAUCGAUUGACAGUGCUCAUAAACUAAUGUCCGUCUUGACUCCUGCAAUUUCAGAUUUAGGCACAUGUUUACCAAUAUUCGUUCACAUUCCAUCUGGAAAAUACCACAUGUUUCUUGGAUUUUCGUUUAACGAGCAUGUUCAUACUCAUAUGAGCUGCAAAAUUGAUUGGAGCGAAAAAACUGUAUUUUCUGACUUCGACUCCAUCUUAAAAACAUUUAAAGAAUGUACAGGAGUUGAUAAUUGCCCAAUUACAGCAAAUUCAUCCAUCUUUUUCGAUAUUGGAAAAAAUUAUUUUGGACCAAAUUCAAAAUAUACUCAAAACGAAUUCUAUUCAAAGAUAGUUCAAGAUCCAAUUGAUAAUAUUAAGAUAGCUUUGCUUACUACCGAAGUCAAGAAUCCAGAAAAAGAUUUUUCACUGAAUGAUGUCAAACAUAUCGCAAUUGCAAUGAACAGAAACACUAGCGAAACAAUAUACCAAGAAUCUGGCUUAACAAGAUUCGUAAAAUUCAUAAAACAUACUGAAUUUAUGCAAGAAUUUACAAACCACGCUCCAACACAAGCUACAAAGAUAGUAGAUGACAUAUUUGCAUCAGCCAAGGUCGGAGGAGAGAAAUCUGUGCUCAAAGCUGCUCCUGCUGACUCAAUUUUGACAAAAAUCACUAUUGCAAUGGCUUCUGCCCCGGAGAUUCACUUGGCAUCGUCAAUUUGGUCGACUUUCCUCUCAAAAAUUAGAAAUUGCUAUGAUAAGAAAAUUUUGAUCCCAGGAGUCGGAACUGAUGCUCCAGACUUCGAGCACUGCCUGUUAUAUCAAAAGAUACAGAUGAUUAACUAUUGCAUUGCUCAAGGAAAGAAUUCUGAUCGUAAAUUUACAAAUUCUGAGCCAACAAACAAGAAACUUCUAAAUGGAAAGCCGAUGAUUAAUCCUUCUUUGCAGACAGUCGCUUCCGCAAGAACAGAAGAUCAACUCCGUGAAGAUGAGCAAUUAUUAUUGAAUAAUUACGAAGAUCAACUCCAGAAGUCAAGAAUCCAAAGCAAACAGCUCAGAUCAGACAUUGCAGCAUUCAAAGCUGAAAACGAAGGUUCUGUUUUCGAAGAUUUCGUAAGGUGGUUUUCACCAACCGAUUACAACGAAGAAACAGGAGAAAUGACAUCGAGAAUGAGUGAUCCAAGGAAUUUCUGGCGCGAUCUAUGGGAGGCAGAAGUUCCAAAACUCGCAAAAGACCAAGAUCCAACUUUUGAUGCGACAAUGCAGGCAGAACUUGCAUUGGAUUACUUGUCUUCUGCAAUCCCUACAGAGGUGUUUGGAGAUCUCGUUCCUGUUUUGCUUUCUGCUGCUUAUUUCGCAAUCAAAAACGAUUAUGAAAUUAAUAUACCAAUAAUUUCGGAUUAUAUAUCUGAUGUUAAAGAUGUUUUAGAUCAGUUCCAUAAGGAAGUCGAUUUAUUCAAUAAUAAUGACCAAAACAUGAAUAUUAUUGAAUAUAUUAAAAUUUGUAACGAAAAAUUUACCAAAAUUGAAGAAAUUUGCGCCAAACUUGGUUUCUUCAAGUCUAUACUUCAGAAAUUACCAGGAUGCUACAGAUUACUUCAUUCUUUGUGUUUCGACAAAUUCUGCGUCGUAACAACUCCAGAAGAGAAGAAAGCAGCAUCAGAUUUGAUGAAAGAUCUCAAGGUUGAUGAAAUGACCAACCGCAGAACUGUUGAAUUCUGUUUCCAGAAGGAAUCCCAAACAGGAAAGAACAGAUUGUACACGGAACAGUACUUCGAUAACAUGGGAUACUUAAAUCACGUGUUUGUCGCAACAACAAUAGAGGAAUAUUUGUAA